Cicer arietinum (chickpea) is the source of this 2199-nucleotide messenger RNA. RefSeq names its product 2-hydroxyacyl-CoA lyase. Gene Ontology annotation, cellular component: peroxisome. Gene Ontology annotation, molecular function: catalytic activity; thiamine pyrophosphate binding; magnesium ion binding. Gene Ontology annotation, biological process: fatty acid alpha-oxidation. The record is from RefSeq and is a predicted model, not a curated record. Lineage: Eukaryota; Viridiplantae; Streptophyta; Magnoliopsida; Fabales; Fabaceae.
UAGGCAAGAAAAAGGUUGUAAGUAUAGUAACAUUUUGUUAGCAAGAGGUGAGAAGUAAAGUGUGAUUAAUGUGGUUGGUGACUGGUGGUGACAAGAUUUAUAAUCUUAACCGGUGGAGGCGUUGAGUUAGUGGGGUCGCAAUGGGGAGAGAGAGAGAGAGAGAGAUACUGCGAAAGGAUAAGAAGCAUUACAAAACAAUUUUGGUGUCUAAGUAUUUAUUUAGCAAUUGACUUCUCUUUCGUCUCGUGCUUCAACUCAGAUUCAAUUCAAUGGCUGAAUUCGGAGAAAUCGACGGUAACGUCCUCGUGGCAAAAUCACUAGCUCAAUUCGGAGUUCAACAUAUGUUCGGUGUCGUUGGAAUCCCCGUUACUUCACUCGCCACACGCGCCGUCUCUCUUGGUAUCCGUUUCAUAGCUUUCCACAACGAACAAUCCGCCGGUUAUGCCGCCUCCGCUUACGGCUACCUAACCUCCCGUCCCGGCGUCUUCCUCACCGUAUCUGGUCCCGGAUGCGUCCACGGUCUCGCCGGUCUCUCCAACGCCGCCGCUAACACUUGGCCUACCGUCAUGAUCUCCGGCUCUUGUAAUCAAAGCGAUUCCGGCCGCGGCGACUUCCAAGAACUUGAUCAGAUCGAAGCCGUUAAGCCUUUCACCAAAUUCUCAAUCAAAGCCACUCACAUCUCUCAAAUCCCUAAUUGCGUCGCACAAGUUCUCCAUCACGCCGUUUCCGGUCGUCCCGGUGGUUGCUACUUGGAUCUUCCCUCCGACGUUUUGCAUCAAAAUGUUUCACAAUCCGAAGCUGAAUCUCUCUUGAUCGAAGCAGAGAAGAAUCGCACGAAAAUUCACACUGAGAAUGUCACUGUUGAAGCUUCGAAGAUCGAAGAAGCUGUUUCACUUCUUCGACGCGCCGAUAGGCCAUUGAUUGUGUUUGGAAAAGGUGCGGCUUAUGCAAGAGCAGAAGAUCAAUUGAAAAAACUUGUUGAAACAACCGGAAUUCCGUUUCUUCCAACUCCGAUGGCGAAAGGUUUGUUGCCGGAUACUCACCGGCUCGCCGCCUCCGCCGCCAGGUCUCUUGCUAUCGGAAAAUGUGACGUCGCGGUUGUAAUUGGGGCGAGGUUGAAUUGGCUUCUUCAUUUUGGAGAACCACCAAAGUGGUCGAAGGAUGUGAAGUUUGUAUUGGUGGAUGUGAGUGAAGAAGAAAUUGAGCUAAGAAAGCCGUUUUUGGGUUUAGUUGGAGAUGCUAAACGAGUUUUGGAGAUUCUAAAUAAAGAGAUUAAGGACGAUCCUUUUUGUUUGGGGAGCAAUCAUCCAUGGGUGGAAGCUAUUUGUAAUAAAGCAAAGGAGAAUACUUUGAAAAUGGAGGGUCAGUUAGGUAAGGACGUUGUGCCGUUUAAUUUUAUGACGCCGAUGAGGAUUAUAAGAGAUGCUAUUCUGGAAUUGGGUGGAAGUCCUGCUCCUGUGGUUGUUUCAGAAGGUGCUAAUACCAUGGAUGUCGGUCGUGCUGUGUUGGUUCAGAAGGAGCCGAGGACUAGGUUGGAUGCUGGCACUUGGGGGACCAUGGGAGUUGGUCUAGGUUAUUGCAUUGCUGCUUCUGUCGCUUAUCCUGAUCGCCUUGUCGUGGCUGUUGAAGGGGAUUCUGGAUUCGGAUUUAGUGCCAUGGAAGUUGAGACAUUGGUUCGGUACCAACUACCUGUGGUGGUGAUUGUUUUCAACAAUGGUGGUGUUUACGGUGGUGACCGCAGAAGACCAGAAGAGAUAAAUGGGCCUCACAAAGAGGAUCCUGCCCCAACAUCCUUUGUCCCAAAUGCAGGGUACCACACUAUGAUGGAAGCUUUUGGUGGAAAGGGUUAUCUUGUUGGGACACCUGAUGAACUCAAGUCAGCUCUCUCAGAAUCUUUCUCUGCUAGGAAACCAGCCGUCAUAAAUGUUGUCAUUGAUCCCUAUGCCGGUGCUGAGAGUGGGAGGUUGCAACACAAGAAUUGAUUUCCCUUUCUCUUGCCACAUGUAUUUUCUGGAAACUGUAGCAUCCUUUCACUUUCCCUUCCAUUUCAUUUACUGUGGUUCAGAAAAUACAUGUGGCAAGAGAAAGGGAAAAUGAAAGGAUGCUACACUCUUUUAAUUAUUAAAUAAAAAAGUACUAGAUUAUAGCCUGCGCACUGCGCGUAUAUUAAUUAAUUAAUUUUAUAAGUUUUAUAAGUAA